Messenger RNA from Stylonychia lemnae, 2907 nucleotides. NCBI's taxonomy places the organism in Eukaryota, Ciliophora, Spirotrichea, Sporadotrichida, Oxytrichidae. The record is from the annotation of a GenBank genome assembly.
AUGAUAUUCGAUUUGAAGCAAGAAUCCCAAAAGUCGUAUUUCUACUAUGCAUUAGACUCUGAGACUAUAUUUUAUGAAGGAAAUACAUUAAACGCUACUUUGAAUUUCAAAAGUGACAUUGAAGUAAUAAGUAUGGCUGAAGAGCUAGACAUUAAUAAAUCGAUCUUUGCAGUUUAGAAUAUGACGCUGACUCUGAAACUUUAUCAAGAUGGCAUCUUAAGAGUGAUUAUUAACGAGAAAGAGAUAAAUAAGGAUAGGUUUAGAAUCUCAGAGCAUGAUAUGGAUGCAUCUAUCGUUGAGGAAUAGCUAAAUUGCAAUAAACAUAAAAUAUCAGAUGUGAUUUAAUAGGAUGGAAACAAAAUAAUCCUAAAGACUAUAAGCGAAGAUUAGUUGGAUAGUUAUGAGUAUAGAAUCAUAUUUAGUCCGUUCAGAAUAGAAUAAAUAGUAAAUGGCUAUACUACAAUCAUUGUCAAUGACAAGGAUACACUGUACUUUGAAAAUUAUUUCAAAUUCACUCAGAGUUUUAUGACCUACAAAUCAAUCAAAGAUGAAAUAGAUUUGAACAAGCUUGAGCAAGAUCCAAUAUUCAAGAUGAUGUAAGAUAUGCCCUUUAAUAGAAGAUCCAAGGUAUUUGGAAAUGUUCAAGAAAAUUCAUGGCUAACAACAUUUUACUAUAACAUAGUUAGAAAAGAUAUAAUAAGGCAAAGCAUGGCAUUAUCAUUCAGAAUUAACUCAGAGUAUUUAUUUGGGUUACCUGAAAGAUCUGAGAAGUUGCUAUUAGGGCUUACAGAGGAAAGUGACCCUUAUAGAUUGUACAAUAUUGAUAUAUUUCCUCAUUAGGAAUGGAAUAAUACAGGUUUAUACAGUAGCAUCCCUUAUCUUUAAGCUCAUCACUAAGAUUUUGAUGCUGCCAUUCUUUGGUACAAUUCUGCUGAAACAUGGGUUGAUAUUAGAUCACAUGAUCAAGGUAGAUUAACUAAUUUUGUCUCAGAGUCAGGUUAAAUUGAGUUCUUUUUAAUAGGAAGUGCAGCAAGAGAUUCACCAAAAAGACUCUCAAAAUUGGUGGCAACUAUAUCUGGAUUUCAAUUCUUACCCCCACUUUAUACCCUAGGCUUUCACUACUCAAAAUGGGAAUAAGAGUCAUCAGCGAAGAGAAUUAGCUAUAUAAAUGAUCAAUUCGAAGAAGCUGAAAUACCUUUAGAUGUGUUAUGGAUGGAUCUUCCUCAUACUGAUGAUGUUAGAUAUUUCCUAUUCAACUAGAGAUCAUUUACUGAUGAUGAUGUUAUCAGAAUGAGUAAACUUAUUCAUCAAAGUGAGAGGAGACUAGUUUUGAUCACUGAUCCUCACAUUAAAAAAGAUUAAAACUACUUUGUAUAUAUUAAGGGUAAUCAACUUGAACUUAGAGAGCAUUAAGGAGAGCAUAUUAAUAUCUUUAUCAAGAAUGAUCUAAAUUAAACAAUAGUAGGCAACUGCUGGCCUGGGUAAAGCUUAUGGAUAUGGAUAGAUAUGAAUGAGCCAUCUGUUUUUAACACACCUGAAGGUACAAUGUCGAAGUUUGCAAUUCAUUACAACAGCGAGGGAAAGAAGCUGUCACAUAGAGAUUUGCAUAAUGCUUACGGGUUGAUGAUGUCUAGAGCGACUUACUAUGGAAUGCUUAAUAGGGAUGAGGAUAAAAUAAGGCCAUUUAUUUUGACAAGAUCAGUCUUCUUUGGGGCUUAAAGGUUUUCAGCUAAAUGGACUGGUGAUAAUUUAUCAACCUUCAAGGAGUUAUCAGUUUCAAUUAAUUAGAUGAUGACAUUGGGUCUAACCGGAAUAUCCUUUGUUGGUGCAGACAUUCCUGGAUUUCACGGGAGGCCUUCAGAUGAACUAUUUUGUUUAUUCUAUCAACUUGGCUCAUUUUAUCCUUUUAUGAGAGCUCAUGGUCACUUAGAUAUGAAAGGAAGAGAGCCUUAUCUAUAGGAUGAAGAAACUUAGAAAGUCAUUAAAGAUUCUAUAUUAAUCAGAUAUGACUUCAUUCAUUACUACUAUACUCUGUUUUACUAAGCAAGCACCGAGGGAGUACCUUUGAUGAGACCUCUCUGGUAUGAAUAUCCCAAAAAUUUAAGAGCAUUCAAGAUCACUGAAUAAUUCAUGCUUGGUAGUUCUAUUUUAUACGUGCCAAAAUUAUAAAAAGGCCAGAAAGAACAAAAACAAUUCUUUGGACAAGUUGUUGAAGUCGUAUACAUAGUAAAUUGCUACUUACCAAUUGAGGAUCUAUGGUAUAAUUAUAUAAACAAGCAGAUUCAAAAAGAUGAUAAUGAUAUUUAAAUACUUGUGCUAUAACUUCAUGAGCAGGCAAUUUUCAUAAGAGGGGGUAGUAUUAUUCCAAUUAAAAUGCAUCAGAAUAAAUUAUCCUUGCUAAGAUUGAUAAGAUUGCCAAUCAAGCUUGAAAUAUACCUAGACAGAAAUCAAUAAGCAGAGGGGCUUUUAUAUCUAGAUGACGGAGAUAGUUUUAGAUACUAAACUCAUAAUGAAAGUAGCUAUAUCAAAUAUGCGUAUCAAAAUAAAACUUUGACUUAUGAAAUUAUUUAGACUGAUUCAUACUAUCCUUAGGCUAUUGAAUUGAAGAUUGCUUAAAUUUCAGUUUUUGGGCUUAAGUUUAAGCCAUCUAGUUAUGAUAUUUUGACCGAUUAACUUAAGAUUAAUGAUGAUAAUAGCAAUUUAGACUAUUUACAUAUCCAUGAUGAUCAUGAACAUGAAGAUGAAACUCUUCAUAAUGAAUAGAGGUCUUUUUAAGAGAGGAAAGACUUCAAGGUGAAAGGUUUUAAUAGCGAAGAGUACUUUUUGAUGAUUAUUAAGAAUCUUGAUUUUACAGUAGAUGACGGAAGUAGAUUAAUAAAAACUAGAAAUUUGAUUAAAAUCCAAUGA